This is a messenger RNA of Sus scrofa (pig), 2563 nucleotides long. It is a transcript of the gene EXOSC1, whose product is annotated as exosome component 1. Gene Ontology annotation, molecular function: RNA binding. Gene Ontology annotation, biological process: RNA processing. NCBI's taxonomy places the organism in Eukaryota, Metazoa, Chordata, Mammalia, Artiodactyla, Suidae. The record is from RefSeq and is a predicted model, not a curated record. Gene Ontology annotation, cellular component: nuclear exosome (RNase complex); cytoplasm.
UGCACACCUGAUGUUGGCCAAUGAGCAGUCGACCUCAUUUUCCUUCGGACUUCGGACAGAGGCAGUCAUGGCACCACCUGUGAGGUAUUGCAUCCCCGGCGAACGUCUGUGUAAUUUGGAGGAGGGGAGCCCCGGCAGCGGCACCUACACCCGGCACGGCUACAUCUUUUCGUCGCUUGCUGGCUGCCUGACGAAGAGCAGCGAGAACGGCGCGCUUCCUGUCAUAUCUGUGAUGAGAGAAACGGAUUCCCAAUUAUUGCCAGAUGUGGGAGCUAUUGUGACCUGUAAGGUCUCUAGCAUCAAUUCACGCUUUGCCAAAGUACACAUUCUGUAUGUGGGGUCCACACCACUUAAGAACUCUUUUCGAGGAACUAUCCGGAAAGAAGAUGUCCGAGCUACUGAAAAAGACAAGGUUGAAAUUUAUAAGAGUUUCCGCCCAGGGGACAUCGUAUUGGCCAAAGUCAUCUCUCUAGGUGACGCGCAGUCCCACUACCUCCUGACGACUGCCGAAAACGAGCUGGGAGUGGUGGUAGCCCACAGUGAAUCAGGUGUCCAGAUGGUUCCCAUCAGCUGGUGUGAGAUGCAGUGCCCAAAGACCCACACUAAAGAAUUCCGGAAAGUGGCACGAGUACAACCCGAAUUCUUGCAGACCUAAGAAGCCACACUUUACCCCAAAGAGGGGGUAAGCUGUUUCCAAGACUACAUGUAUGAACGUGACAGCAGGAUGCUGUGGUCUUUAUUCAGGCACCUGGGUUUGGCCAGCAGCCACCUCUAGAUAAAUCUGCCAGAAACUUACUCUGUAGCCGGAACAUUUUUCUUGUGAACCUUUAAGCAGACUUCAUUCUCUCAAGUGUUACAUUUCUCUUCUGGAGGCACCAGCAAACAAACUGUGUGAUGUUGAAAAUAGCCUAUUCUUUCUGACAGUCUUAUAAAUAUGUAUUUUUUGCUGUGACAAAGAAAACAUUUUUACGUAAAGGAUUUUAUGGUUUCUGUUGUCUUGAGUAGGGAAAGGAUUCUAAACAGUGUCAUGACAUGUAGAGCAGGGUCUUGCCUGGUGGUCCCAUUAACUGAUAAGUGUUAUGUGCCUUCUUGCUCUAGAAGAUGCCUGAUCACCAGUCUUUUUUGUAUUUUUUAUGUUCUCCAUACUUUUGCUUAUUGAGUACUGGCUGUGUCCUGGGCACUAGGUCAGACACUUUAUCUGCAUUCCCGCAUUUAGAGAGAUGAUGGUUCGGUGAAAAUUAUGGGCACAUGCGGGUGCUUUAGGUAGAUGUGAGUAAUUCUGAAAGUAAUUUGGUAAAUAGAGUAUUAUUGAUAAUAGUGGAUAAUCUAGGAAAUGACUGUUAAAUCUUAAUGGAGAAGAGGGACGGAGCAAUAUCAUGUCAAGUGGCUGGGAAAGGAUUUGUGACAUGGAGUAAAAGGGAUUAAAGAACUAAGAUAAGUGAAGUGAUAUCAAAGCAGAGAGAGAAGCCUAAGCAAAGCGGAGGUGGAAAUGAGCACAGAAGUUUGUGGACAAGAAAAGGGUGAGCUGCAGCACGGAGAGGUUGCAGGGAGAAUGAAGGGAAAGGUGAAACGGAGUUCCCUUUGUGGCUCAGUGCUUGAUGAACCCGGGUCACGCUUAGUGGGUUAAGGAUCCCUAGUUGCCAUGAACUGUGGUGGUCACAGAUGCCACUCAGAUCCCGAGUUGCUGUGGCUGUGGUGUAGGCCAGCAGCUGUAGCUCUGAUUGGACCCCUGGCCUAGAAACUUCCAUAUUGCAGGGGGUAUGGCUCUAAAAAAGCAAACAAAAAAAGAAAGAAAAAAAAGAAAGGUGAAUUGUGAGAUGUCACUUCUUGAGAUGUGAGAGCCCUUAUCUUCUGUGUGUGAUGAGAAUGGAAUGAGCUUUGGAGUCAACCUGCCUGGAUUGGUAUCCUCUAGCUGCCAGCCUUGAGCCAGGUUAUAGAUUCUUUGGGGUUUUUUAACUGAAAAUUUUAUUGACAAUAUUUGUAAGUCCACAUGCAGUUUUAAGAAAUAAUACAGAGGUCCCAGUUUCCCCCAAGAUGACAUUUUGCAAAAUAUUAAUGUAUUGUACUAGAACAAUCAGGAUGUAGACACUGAUACUUGAACAGAUGAUUUUUACUUCUUUGUUUCUCAUCUGGAAUUAUGACCUCAUAGGAUUGUGAGGAAGACAUGUAUAAAAGUGCAUUGUACUCGCCAAUAUUAUUAUUCUAUAUUUCAUUGCCUUCUAUCAAGUAUCUACUAAGUGCUAGGACUUACCUAGAUCCUUCAAUGUCGUUUAUAUGUCUCUUGUUGAUAGCUAUUUUGAAACCUUAUAGAUUUUUCUUCUACAGACAAUGCUAUGGAGAAAAUCUUUACACCAUAUAUAUUUGUGCAUGCCUGUGAUGCUUUUGCAAAACAAUUCUUAGCAGUGGAAUGCUGAGUAAAAGAAUAUGCACAUUUGGAGUUCCUGGCAGCCUAACAGUUGAGGUUCUGGCUUUGUCACUGCUGUGACUCAGGUUCAGUCCCUGGCCCAGGAACUUCCACAUGCCACGAGUGUGGCCAAAAAGAAAAAAGAAUAAAAAUAAGUAA